AUGUCGCGUCGGCCGGGCUUGUUGAGCUUCGACCCUGAGGACGACGAGGAAGAAAGCUCGUCUCCCGCUUCCUCGGCGAAGAAGCGGUACACGCCGACGACUGCAGGCGUCACCAAGAGCGUCUCGCCCUUUUCUUCGCCUUUGUCUUCGUCGCCGUUCUCCUCGUCUUCUUCCUCGUCUCCCGCGCGAGAGAAGAGAGAGAGAGAGCGACAGCGACGGCACGACGAGCGGAAGAAGCGCGGCAGCCGCAGCCGCAGCGGGUCAGGCGCCCGCAGCGUCUCAGAGAAGAAGCGCGAACGCGUCAAGGACCCGAGCGCGGGCGAGCCGCAAAGCGGAGACUGCGCGUCGCACGAGUCGCGGGAGCGGCGGCGCCAGAAGGGACGCCAAGACGCGCGCAGAGGGGAGGCGAAGUCUGCGCACGAGCGAGAGAGACGGCAUAGCGACUCUGGGGAGACGCGCAGCUCGCGACUCGAGCGGGAGAGAGAACACGAUCGCGAAGAGCGCGGUCGCAGCGACUCCGAGGACGCAGCGAGGCGGCGGGCAGCCGACGGCGGCGGAGGUUCAGACGGAGCGACGCCUGCCGCCAGCCAGCGAAAGAGCGCCUCCGGAUUCAAGAAAAUGGGGGAGUUGACGCGCGCCAAGUUCCUCGUGGAACAGCAGCAGGAACAAGAAGAAAAACGCCUUCAGCACAAAAAGGAACUUCAGUCGGAGCACAUCCUCGAGAGGGUGCUCGGCCGCGCGAGGGCCUCCAGUCGCGCGCAGAGACGCGAACCCUCUACUAUGUCGCUGCAUGAGCGCGCGUCGUUCGCGUCCUUUUCGGCGGAGGCGGCGCCGACGUCUCCGCGAUAUGACAGAGACCUGAGUCGGCGCUCUUCUUCGUCCUCACCGCCUCUCUCGCCUGCCUCCUCGUUCUCUGCACUCGAUCAAGACGACGAGAGCUCCUCACUCUUCUCCUGCUCGUCUCUCUCGUCUGCGGGCUCUUUUGGUGACGGCGUGUUUACUUCCUUCGCGUCUACGUCCCUCUUCUCCGCAGGUGCGGGCGGCGAGCGCAAGUCGAAACCCAAGACGGAGAGCUCAGCCGAGCGAGGCUUCGCGCUCUCCUUUGGCGUCAGCGCGACUGUCGGCAGAAGACAAAAAAUGGAGGACACCACGCGGGUCGUGCCAUGCUUCCUUGACGGCGGUGCGGCAUACUUUGCAAUGUUUGAUGGGCACAAUGGGAGCGAUUUGGCGCUUUUCGCGGCGCUGCACAUGCACUCGCUGCUCGAGGAGACGCUCGAGGCGUCCUCCUCGCCGUGCUCAGUCGCGUCGCUGACCAAGGCGACCAUCCAGCGCUCACUCGUAGACGUGUUCCAUCAUCUGGAUCGGAGCUACGAGAGGCAGAAUCCUCGCGCAGCCGAUGGCGCGACGGCGCUCGUCAUGGUGGUGCGCUGGCUGGAAGACCGACGCUGUCUGAACCAGCGCCGGCGGAAGGGAGAGGCCCGUGGAGACGGCGCGCACAGCGCGCGUGGCGACUCUGCCGAGGAGGAGAAGCGCCGCAAGAAAGUUGAAAUCCACGUCGCACACGCAGGCGACACGCGCGCCGUCCUGGGCUCCAUCCUCAGCGGGCGAAGGAGCGGCUUGCGAGGCGACGCCGAGGAGGAAGCUGCCGCCGUGAGAAAAACCAAAGUGAAGGCCGAGAGACUCACACAUGACCACAAACCGAACAGAGAAGACGAACGCAGACGCAUCGACCGACACGGCGGGACUGUCAUCGAUCUCGGGUGUCCGCGCGUGAUGGUCGGCUCUGUUGACAUGGCGCUCGCCGUCUCGCGAUGUCUAGGAGAUUUCGCGCUGAAGCGCUGCUCCGAGCACAUCGUCCUGGCGACUCCUGAUGUCUCUUCAAGAGAAAUCGAGUCUGGGCGCGACUCGUUUAUCGUGAUUGCGAGCGACGGCCUGUGGGACGUGCUGACUGAUGAGGAAGCCGCUAAGUUGAUUCAGCGCCGAAUCGAUGCAUUCUUCAACGAGAAACCCAAGCAGCACGAGACAUCGGAGAGCCAGAGAGUUGCAGACGCGCGAGUCGCGGCGCGGGAGACUUGCAAGGCGCAAACCGAGCAGCAGGUCGCGCCGCCAGCGGAGAGGCGAGACGGAUGGUACGACGAAGGCGAGGAAGCGAACAGCGAAGAAAAAGAAUCUGGAACUUGGUGGAGUCGCAGCCGGUGCCGAAGCGACGCGGGGCGUCGAGAGGACGCGAGCGCCGAGGCUGCGCCAGAAAAAGCUGAACAAGACAUCGAAGCUGAGGACGCGGAGGCCUUCGAAGACUACGUGCCGAAGGCGGUCCUUGAGAAGGCGGCGAACGACUUGAUCAAAGUCGCGCUCGCGCGCAUGUCGCAGGACAACAUUUCUGUCUUAAUUCUCCACUUUGCGUGGACGCGGAAGAAAACCGCGUGA
Molecule: messenger RNA, 2427 nt
Organism: Besnoitia besnoiti
Lineage: Eukaryota; Apicomplexa; Conoidasida; Eucoccidiorida; Sarcocystidae
Product: protein phosphatase 2C domain-containing protein
Exons: 7
Coding region: 1-2427 (808 amino acids)
Biological process (GO): protein dephosphorylation
Molecular function (GO): protein serine/threonine phosphatase activity
Source: RefSeq, a predicted model, not a curated record